Molecule: messenger RNA, 1727 nt
Organism: Trichophyton rubrum CBS 118892
Lineage: Eukaryota; Fungi; Ascomycota; Eurotiomycetes; Onygenales; Arthrodermataceae
Exons: 3
Coding region: 177-1727 (516 amino acids)
Source: RefSeq, a predicted model, not a curated record
UAACUGCGGCGUCCCAGGCCCGUCUCUCCGUCGUCGACUCUGCCGCUGGAUAUUCAGGCAAGACGGAACGUAUUAUCUCUAUCUGUUAGGCCGCCGUCACACUGUUACUUUCUCUAUAUCUUUUACUCCCUCACCGCUGUCAUUCCUUCUGAAAUAUACCUGCAGAGCAUAACACGAUGAGUUACGGGCAGGUUGGCACUCCUUAUGCUGCACCCUCAAGGAACCAGACUGGUCCCUACUUCAGCCCAGGAUACGCCUAUCCCCCAUAUCAUCCGAGAAACAGGAAUGGCACGCCACGGCCAGGUUGGAACGGCCCGGUUCCUCGCUAUCGUCGGUAUAAUAAUCCGCAGGUAUUCAUGCGGCCUGUUUUGUCUUACCCAAGAGCCAUUCCGAGGUAUCGUAAUCGUCGGCAGAACGAGGCGUGGACGGGCUGGGGGCAAAGCCAAUACCCGCCGCCUACGCCAGCAUUAUUGCCUGCAUCGCUCCACGACCGCUCCGCCGAAAGGAACAGCGUUUCAGCCUCUCCGGGACGGGUUCCACGGGUGGUUCCAGAUGCUUCACCGGAGAACGCGUUUAGCGAGAUCAUGAAUGGAGCAUUUGACUCGGAGAAAUCCCCCCUAAGUCUGGGGAAGACGAUGGCGGACAUUGAUACCACCCCUUCUUCAGACAGACUAUUACAGCAAUCAAAUCCCUUUGGAUACCAGAAGCAACAGCAGGGGAAACGAGCUGCUUCUUCUCAAAUCACAGCUCCAGCAGAGACAUACAAGAAGGCUAACUCCUCUUCUUCUGGUGGAAGCAGCCGAUUUGGAUAUGAGAGUAAUACAUUCAGUCCAGGGGAGUCUGAACUUUCUACUCUAGCGCAUCUGAUACAGCAGAAUACAAAGCAGUCAGCCGAGCUGCAACAACUCCUCUUUGAAUUCUUGAAACAAAAACAAGAGGAGUUGAAUAGUCACUCGGUUAGCAGCUCUCGCUCCGAUAACGUGCAAGAGUCCACUGAUGAGAAUGAUGGAAUGCUAAGCCCUGGUCCACACGUUGCAAAUGGAGGUGGUGAAAGUCCUGACCCUCCACAUGGGAGUAAGAAUAAUUUCAGGGGCCACAUGAUAGAAGGUGUCGAGUCAGCUUCCGAUUCAAGGUCCAACUCGGAUUCCGAGAGUAAAUCUACCGUGCCAACUUCAGUAGAUGCAAGAUCUCUUGAUGGUGCCGGCUACCCCAAAGAUCUGCAAGAAAAGUCUCUUAUCAGUGCCAUCGGUACUCUCCACCAUCUCUCUAGCUCUAAAGACUCAGAUUUGUCCGAAGAUUCUGGCGAGCGGAAGAACCGCUUUGAGCGCCCCCCUAGAAAGGGAAGAUAUGAGUCUACGGACGCUGAUAACCGCCGUACCUGGCAGCGCCAUUAUGGCACAGGCCUUUGCCAACGCGCCCCAUCUCCAGGUGGCAGUCCUUCAGGAAAACAGGUUGAAUUUGAUUUCCUCCCGAAGUCUGCAUCUCCAGGAAGCCCACAUAGUUCCACCGACAGCGUGAGGCAUGUCCAAACCUUGCUGACCCCUUCCAAUCGAUACUCAUCUAGGCCCUCGUUCGAGAUGUCGAGCCCUCGAUCUUCUUCUUUGGAUGAGCCACGGACCAUGGGUCAAUGCGUUCCUUCAGAGUUGAUAUCGCGUUAUUACCAUAACUAUGCCCGUCCAAGUGACCAUUCCUACGAAUCCUGGGAGAGCAGCCCGAGAUCUCCAUGA